AUGUAUUUUGUGCAAUUAAUAUCGGUGCUGGUUUCGAUGAAAGUCUCAAAUGUGCGCAGUCGGGGCGUUCUGCAAAGCUAUGAACUCGACGAAUCUCGAAUGCUAGGUGAACCAUCCUAUUUAAUAGACACUGUUAUGAAACGCUAUGAUAAGCGGAUUCGCCCAUUCGCCGAAACCAACCGACCCGUCAUUAUUCACAUGACAAUUGUGUUGGGAAUUCUAACAGAAGUGAGGGAAAACCAACAAGUUGCUUCAUUUGUUAUCUCACAUGUACAAAAAUGGCGGGACCCAAAGCUGGCGUGGGAUCCAAAGAAUCACAAUGGAAUCACACAGGUGGUGAUGCCGAGGAGUCUUGUGUGGGUCCCAAAGCUUUUCAUAUACAACAGCAUGGAUACCAAGGACAUGCUGACCGAUGAUCGCUACGACGUUCGGGUUCAGCACACCGGUCAUGUAAAGGUCAACAGUCCGCAGUAUGUCAGCACUCUGUGCCGCAUUAACAUCGAUCUUUUUCCAUUUGACACCCAGUUUUGCGCGAUUGCCCUUGCGAGCCCUCUUCUCUCCGUUGAAGAAAUGGAUGUCAACGCAACUCAGCCGCCGGUCGAUUCAUACUUUUCGGGAAACGCCGAAUGGCAAGUGAUGAAUGUCACCGUGAAGCAGAUGAAGUUCAUGGAAGACGGCGAGUUUCGCGCAGAGGUGCACUACAUUCUUCACCUCAAUCGACGGCCAACAUACUACAUCACCGUCAUCGUUGUGCCGACGUUUCUCAUCUCAGCGCUCUCCAUACUCGGCAUCUUCUCGCCCGGCUCGAACGAUGGUCUGCGCAACGAGAAGGUCUCGCUUGGUCUCGGCUCGCUGCUCGCCAUGACCGUCCUACUCGACAUUGUUGCCGGCGCAAUGCCCAAAAGCGAUGCAAUUCCACUUUUGGGCUACUAUAUAAUGAUGGUGAUAUUACUCUGCGCCAUUGGUGUCGCCGUCUCAAUGGCGAUGCUCUCAAUGUCGCGAAGCUGCAUUCAAACCGCCAAAAUGCCGCCGCCCCACUAUUAUCGAUUGCUCUUCCUCAACGUGUGUCGUGUCGUCAAACAAAACGGCCUUCUCGCUCAGCCGAUCAACGAGAAGCCAACGACAAUCACCCCAAAGUUCCCCGACCUCAUAUCAAUCUACAAUCAGCUCGUUGAAGUCGCGCGAGCGCAAAAAGCAUAUCGUGAGCGUAUCGAGAAGCAAAAAUGGCAAAGCCGCGUCGAAAUCGAAUGGAACAAAAUUUUCGCGCGAAUCGACUUCUUCUUUCUAUUCCUGUUCCAAAUGUUCAAUGUUCUCAUUCUCGUCCUCUUCUUGAGAUACGCUUUUUUACCAGUUCCCCCAUUACCGGAAAACUUUUCAAUCUAG
Molecule: messenger RNA, 1383 nt
Organism: Caenorhabditis bovis
Lineage: Eukaryota; Metazoa; Nematoda; Chromadorea; Rhabditida; Rhabditidae
Source: the annotation of a GenBank genome assembly